Molecule: messenger RNA, 735 nt
Organism: Telopea speciosissima
Lineage: Eukaryota; Viridiplantae; Streptophyta; Magnoliopsida; Proteales; Proteaceae
Product: protein PHOTOSYSTEM I ASSEMBLY 2, chloroplastic
Exons: 5
Coding region: 111-695 (194 amino acids)
Source: RefSeq, a predicted model, not a curated record
CGGUAAUGGUGGUUCGUGAAUCACUCAAAUCAUUACAGUGAGAGCCGAGAGGGAAGACAAAAGGUGGAGAGCGGAAGAACACGUAAAGCGAGAAGUUUGGAGGAGUGGGAAUGGCUUCCCAUCUCUCCCCUAUCCAACCUCCAACAGUUUCAAGCCUUUCUCUCCCGAGGAAUCACCACCACCACCACUACCCACCUAGGACCUCCAAUGUGAAGUCAGUGAGGCUUAAAUUGCGAUCCAGUUUGGAAGAUGAGAGCCACCCGCCGACGAAUGCGGGAGAUUCAUCUGAACCUUUAAAGAAGAAGGGAGCACAACCAAUAAUCACAAGACGGUUGUGUCUUACAUGUGUAUGUACGACUCUCGCUUUGAUAAACAUUUCAAAUGGUUCUAUUGCUGCAUCAGAGGCAAUUGCUUUGGAAGGGAAAGAAAGACCUGCAUGUCGGAAUUGUGGGGGCAGUGGUGCCAUAAUAUGUGAUAUGUGUGGUGGUACAGGAAAAUGGAAGGCUCUCAACCGGAAACGAGCAAAAGAUGUUUAUGAGUUCACAGAGUGUCCAAAUUGUUAUGGUAGGGGGAAACUUGUAUGCCCAGUUUGUCUGGGAACAGGUUUACCCAAUAACAAGGGUCUUCUUCGGAGGCCUGAUGCACGGCAGUUGCUUGAUAAAAUGUACAAUGGCCGCCUGCUGCCACGCACUUGAGCAUUAUCUUUGACAGUACAUGUAAUUAGAGGUUCAGCUG